CAGGAAGAUCUCCGGCUGGUGGACUACCACUCCCUUGAGGUGCUGCGUCAUCCACCCCCGCGGCGUCUUCGAACGCGCCGCGGCAGCCAUGUUGGACGUGGCCGCCACAGGGGCCGGCACCAGGGGGUAAUCAGCUGUCACGAUGCUGGGGUCCCUGGUGCUGAGAAGAACAGCGCCGGCGCCGCGAUUCCUCCUCCAGCUGCUUAGGUCCCCAUCGCUCCGGAGCCACGGAGGUGCCUCUGGCCGGAGUGUGACCACCGGCGGCCGCGGGGAGCCGCAGUGGCUGAGGGCGGCCGUCGAGGGGUGCCCUGGAACUUCGUCCACCUUGCUCAUCGGAGGAGGGGCAGCCACCGAGGGCCACCUGGGAGGACGCACCGAAACCCCGUGCCUAGCAGCCUCCACGUGGGGACAUCUUCCUAGCCCUGAAGAAACACCCCUUCGACAUGACUGCUGGAACGGGGUCCCCAACAGGGCCGGAGUAGGCAUGUGGGCCCUGGCCAUGGCGCUGGUGGUUCACUGUUUCAGCAAGAGCCCGUCCAACAAGGAUGCAGCCCUGAUGGAAGCUGCUCGCGCCAACAAUGUCCAAGAAGUCAGAAGACUGUUGUCAGAAGGUGCAGAUGUCAACGCAAGGCACAAGCUUGGCUGGACAGCACUCAUGGUAGCAGCCAUCAGCCGAAAUGACAGUGUGGUGCAGGUUCUGCUUGCCGCUGGUGCUGACCCAAACCUUGGGGAUGAUUUCAGCAGUGUUUAUAAGACUGCCAAGGAGCAGGGAAUUCACUCUUUGGAAGAUGGGGGACAGGACGGUGAAAGCUGGAGCAUCACAAAUCAGUGGACAAGUACCCUGGAGUUCAGGACAUGUCUAGGAUUUCCCACUGGUGUCCUGGUCACCCGCGAGGAUGACUUCAACAACCGGCUGAACAACCGUGCCAGCUUCAAGGGCUGCACGGCCCUGCACUACGCUGUCCUGGCCGAUGACUACAGCACUGUCAAGGAGCUACUUGAUGGAGGAGCCAACCCCCUGCAGAGGAAUGAAAUGGGACACACACCCUUGGAUUAUGCCCGAGAAGGCGAGGUGAUGAAAAUUCUAAGGACUUCUGAAGCCAAGUACCAGGAGAAGCAACGGAAACGAGAGGCUGAGGAGCGGCGCCGCUUUCCCCUGGAGCAGCGGCUGAGGGAGCACAUCAUUGGGCAGGAGAACGCCAUCGCCACGGUGGGUGCGGCGAUCCGAAGGAAGGAGAAUGGCUGGUAUGACGAAGAACACCCUCUGGUCUUCCUCUUCUUGGGAUCAUCUGGAAUAGGAAAAACAGAGCUAGCCAAACAGACAGCCAAAUAUAUGCACAAAGAUGCCAAAAAGGGCUUCAUCAGGCUGGACAUGUCUGAGUUCCAGGAGCGUCAUGAGGUGGCCAAGUUUAUCGGGUCUCCACCAGGCUACAUCGGCCACGAGGAGGGUGGCCAGCUGACCAAGAAGCUGAAGCAGUGCCCCAAUGCCGUGGUGCUCUUUGAUGAGGUGGACAAGGCCCAUCCAGAUGUACUCACCAUCAUGCUGCAGCUGUUUGAUGAGGGCCGGCUCACAGAUGGCAAAGGGAAGACCAUUGACUGCAAGGAUGCCAUCUUCAUCAUGACCUCUAAUGUGGCCAGUGAUGAGAUCGCACAACAUGCCCUGCAGCUGAGGCAGGAAGCUCUGGAGAUGAGCCAUAACCGUAUCGCCGAGAACCUUGGUGAUGUCCAGAUGAAUGACAAGAUCACCAUCUCAAAGAACUUCAAGGAGAAUGUGAUUCGUCCCAUCCUAAAAGCCCACUUCCGGAGGGAUGAGUUUCUGGGACGAAUCAAUGAGAUUGUCUACUUCCUCCCCUUCUGCCACUCAGAACUCAUCCAGCUAGUCAACAAGGAACUGAACUUCUGGGCCAAGAGAGCCAAGCAGAGGCACAACAUCACACUGCUCUGGGACCGCGAAGUGGCAGAUGUGUUGGUCGACGGCUACAAUGUGCACUAUGGCGCCCGCUCCAUCAAGCAUGAGGUAGAGCGCCGCGUGGUGAACCAGCUGGCCGCCGCCUACGAACAGGACCUGCUGCCAGGGGGCUGCACUCUGCGCAUCACCGUAGAGGACUCAGACAAGCAGUUACUCAAGAACCCUGAGCUGCCCUCACCCCAAGCUGAGAAACGCCCUCCCAAACUGAGGCUGGAGAUCAUUGAUAAAGACAGCAAGACCCACAAACUGGACAUCCGAGCGCCACUACACCCUGAAAAGGUGUGAUUCACCCUCUACCUUCUACUACCUGCCUGUCCGUGCCCUCAGCACCCAAUAAAGGCCCCCCGGCUGUGGCAUGGCAACUGACCUACCUGCCCUCCUGCCUCUCCCUCCUCUCCAGCAGGCCUAAAGCCGCUUGCCUCCUCACAGCCCCCUAAAAAACCCUCCUCAACCCCAGAGUCUAAAGCAGGAAUUUUGCUCUCCCCCAGCCCCUCAUUGUGGGCCCAAAACCUGCUGAUAAGCCUCAGAAGAAGGGCUACCCUUCCACUCCAUCCAGGCAGUGAGGAGUCGGGGGGAGGGGGGGUUCCUUAUUUUUGUCCUCCAGGAUGAUCCCCAUCCCCCCCAUAGUCUCUGGAACUUUAGCGUGUUCCUAGAAAGCUCAGAUGUAUAGCAGCUAAGAGCAACUGGCAGUAAGACAGGGACCAGGCCGUGCCCUCAUGCAACUGAGUCCCCAGAGUGUCUCCACUGGAAUGGAGAGAUUGCAGAGGUCCCAGCACGGAGCUGUUGUUCAGGCUGUAGCUACCUCUUUCCCCUGCCCUAGAAUUACAAGGGGAAGGCGCCCCUAGAACCCUCCCCCUUCCACUGCCAUAUCAUAACUGCUGUUCCUCCUCACCCUGUAUUCUGGGGUCAAGGCCAGAUCAUGUUUCUUCCCGCUUGGGACUCAGGCAACAUGAAGAAAUGCUGCCUGCUGCACUACCCUGCCCAAAUCUGGGCUGGACAAAAGUAACCAAAAGACAAAGCAAGCUCCACUCGACAGGGGCCUCCUUUAGGAGCCUUAACAACACAGACAUUGGGGAGCUCUCGGGGAGAGAUCAUGGGGUCAGGCUCUGCCCAGGUGGCCUUGGAGUCUCCUUACUCAUGCUGCUGGCCCAGCUGAGGAACCCGCAGCAAGUCGCUCCCAGUAAGUCUGCAUGUUAGUCGCUGAGCACAGGGUCUGCACACUAUCCAGCCAGGGCAUUCCAGAGACCCCAUGCUUCACCCUCAGCUUAGCAGAACUCAGCCAGGCAUGGUGCAUGCUGGGCAUCAUCCACCAUGGCUGCCAUUGAUGACCACCACACCACCCUCCCCAUAAGGGCUGAUUCAGAACCUGGAUUUGGUGUUAGGUAAAGUUCUUUCAGGAAGCAGGAAGUAGGAGGAGUAGGUAUCAGAGUCCCUUGGGUGAUAGAGGAAUGCCCUAACAAAAUGUGGGUAUGAGACAGGCAGAAGCUGGAACGAGGCUCCAUCAAUCGCCUCUAGUCCCUCAAGGAGCUGUGUCUGCUGCUCCCUACCUCAGUAACUGUUGCUUCUUUUAUUUUUUUCCUUCUUGUUUUGAAAUAAUUUGAUUUGCAGAAAGUUUCAGAGUUCCCAUUUACUCUUCCUGGCUUCUCUUAAUAUUAGUAUCUUAUAAAAUUGUUGUAUAGCUAUUAAAAUAAGGAAAUUAACUUUGAUCCACUAUUACAAAUUUGUCUAUAGACUUCCAAAAUUUGACAGUCUUCCCCCUGAUGUUCUUUCUCUGGUCCAAGAGCCCACAAUGUAUUUUGUUUUGUUUCCCUCAUCUCCUUCACCUGUGACAGCUCUUUUUUGUCUGCCUUUCAUGACCUGGAUACUUUAGAAAUGUCGAAGGUGAUUAUUUUGUAGAAUGCCCAUAACUUGGGUCUUUGGGUCUGUCUGCUGUUCUCAUAUGUUUAGACUGAGGGUCUAGACCACCACACAAAUGAUGCUGUGCCUUCUCAGUGCCUCAGAACGGGGAGUGUUAACUGAUCACUCGAUGGAGGUGAUGUGACCCGGUUUCUCCAUUGUAAAAUGACUAAUUUCCCCUUUGUUAUUAUAAUAAGAUUCAUGUGGGGAGGUCCCUUAAGCUAUGCAGAUGUCUUAUUUAUCCUUAGACUGUGCCCACUGAUCUUAGUGCUGAUCAGUGGUUCUUGCUUACACUAAGCUUUAAUGUUGUGUUUGUCUGAUGAUGACUUUCUCUUUUCUCCGUCCAUCUAUAUUAAUUGGUGUUCUGCUGUGAGGAACAACUGUCUCUUUUUCCCAUUUAUUUAUUCAAUAAUUUAUAUCAGGAUAAGUUAAUGGAUAUUUGUUUUAUUCUAGGGGUUACAGUCUCAUACUAACAUAGUUAAUUUUGUUACUCAAAUUGGCCUAGAUCUGGCCACUGGGAACUCUUUCAAGUUGGCUCCUGUGUUGUUUCAACAUCACCCACAUCGUUGUUUUUUUUAAGCACUCCCUGACUUUUUGGUACCACAAGCUAUUCCAAGCUCAUUCAUAUUUUUCCUGUUCUAGCCCUGACACCAGCCAUUUCUCCUAGCAGCUCCUGGUUCCUUUUAUUCAGGAAUAGUGCUUAGAAACCAAGAUCUAGAAACUGGUUGUAUUCAAGGCUUCUGGAGUGACAUUACCCUUUCAGCAGGCAGCGCUAGAAAAUAAAUGUAUGUAUGCUAACAUGUGUAUCACACAUAUCUGAAUUUAUCAUUGUAUCUGUCAAUAUAUUACUAAAAAACAUGAGUUGAUGUUGUUACUUAUAGUUUCAACCUAGUAUCACAGGGUUUGUGACUUUAUUAUUAUGACUCUACUAUUAUUUUUUUUUUGCUUCUUCCUCUCUUAUUAUCCCUGUGUUCUCUUUUCCUCUGUUUGGUGUGAAGCCUUCCCUGGAGGGGAAGUCAGUGACCAUCCUAUAGGGAAGAUUCCUAUUGGAUAAAGUUCUUAUGCCUAGGUCAGUCCCUUGGUUCAGUCAGCUAUAGCCAGGAGCAUAAAUCUAAACCAAGUAACUUUUAUACAAGAAAACCCUUGACCACCUUCUUGAGAUGAGGGAGGGAGGAGAUAGGAUAGACCCUCAGAUUCUGAGGGACCUAAGUGCCAUUUCUGGGGAUUCUUUGGUAGGCCUCCUAGGGGACACUAGACCCAUAUUUUACACUUCUGUGGCUUCCUAGCCAAUACUCCGCUCGCUUAACUUGUUCUGUAACUUGUCACUAGAAUGUAAGCUCCAAGGGGGCAGAUACACAAUUGUUCAGCUCACUGUUCAGUUCCUAGUGCCAGCUCAUGAUGGAUGCUCCAGGUAUUUGGAUGGGUGGGUAGGCCCUAAAUCAAACACAGAUCUUCACCACACACCCCAGGGCAGAACAAUACCACUUGUUCACUCAGCACACAUUUAUUUGUCACAUGCUUGUGGCCAGACAGUAGGACCUGCCAGGAUUAGACCCUGAGCAAAUGGGGCAAAAUAAGAUCCAGAUACCUGUUGAGUAGCCUAGAAGGCAUGAGGCUGGACUUGUUAAUGAAAUACGACACCUUUAUUACUCAAAAGGAAAGACUCAAAAUGCGUAGUGAUUGUUUGAGAAAUAGAGAAAAAAGUAUAUUAAACCAUUAGGAAGUGAACCAAUGAAGUUAAAACCUGAAGUUAACCAGUAGGAAACCAGAAAAAAGAAAAGGUAAGUAGGAAAAUGAUUCUUUGAAAGCACCAAUAAAAUAGAUAAAAACCUUCUCAGUCUGAUAAAAAGAAAGAAUGAAAGAUUAGGAAUGAGAAAUCAGGCAUCACCAUCUAUAAGGAAGAAUAUAAUAUAAAAUAAAAUAAUUUUAAGAGAACACAAAACUGAAAACAGUGCAAAUAGAUAAUUUCCUAUAAUCUGAAUAGACCAACUAAUUACCAGAGAAGAAAUUGGAAAAGUGAUUAAAAAUUUAUCCUUUUUAAAGCUUGUGUUAAUUUUUUAUUGAAAUAUAUAAGGAAAGAAAGGUGCACAAAUUGCAAGUAUUCCACUCAGUGAAUUAUCACAAAAUGAAUACUACUGUAGCCAUCACCCAGCACGAAAAAAUAAGUGGGUUGUAAUUUUUAGUUGUUAAAUCAAUGACUUCAGACAAUGGGAGAGGAUGAAAAGAUGCCCAAUUGAUUUUUAAGAUGACUACAAACCGAAUAAAGUGCCUAAAGGAAUAUGAUAGUAUAAUCUCACUUAUUACUAUAGAUGCUAAAGUUCCAAAUAAAAUCAAGCUGAAUUCUACACCAUGAUCACAAAAGGUUUAUUUCACCAAUCCAAGCCUGAGUAUCAGGAAACUUUAGUAUAAUCCACUACACCAAGAACUUGAAUAUUAUUUAAAUACCUAUAGAUUAAUAUAAUGUUGGUUUUCUUUUUUGAUAAUAUUUCUUUUAUGACUAUGUAAGAAUAUCCUUGUUUUUAGAAAAUAUACCUUGAAGUAUUUAGAGAUUAGGGUAAAGACAAUUUGUAAAUGCUUUAGAAAAACUUAAGUUAUGUAUAUGUAUGCUUACAUCUUAUACACACACACAAUGAUAAAGUAUUAAUAUUUGGGAAAUCUG
Messenger RNA from Talpa occidentalis (Iberian mole), 6524 nucleotides. RefSeq names its product ClpB family mitochondrial disaggregase (gene CLPB). The record is from RefSeq and is a predicted model, not a curated record. The coding region runs from base 143 to 2254 and encodes 703 amino acids. Gene Ontology annotation, biological process: cellular response to heat. NCBI's taxonomy places the organism in Eukaryota, Metazoa, Chordata, Mammalia, Eulipotyphla, Talpidae. Gene Ontology annotation, molecular function: ATP binding; protein binding; ATP hydrolysis activity. The transcript has 17 exons. Gene Ontology annotation, cellular component: cytoplasm; mitochondrion.